GAAUCCUAUUUUGUUUUUUGUUUUGUUUUUUUCGUUGUACUGUUGUUGUUUUUAACAGAGAGGGACAGGAAGCAUCGUCACCGCGCAGUUAUUUUCUCAUUGACAAACAGCAGUGGCAGUCUGGGGAGCCAGAGAGUUGAAAUACAGCAAGAAGGUUCUGUUCGUCUUUAUUUUGCCCAGCAGCCUGUAGGCUGGAAUUCCCACAUCUGGAAAAAAAAAAAAAAGCACUUGAGGCUUUGAGCCCCGCAGGAUCUCGUCUGGUAGACUGUACUCCCACCCAGCGCGGCUAAAGCCCCUGGACACCAUCCUCUCGUCACCAUGGGAACCGUGCUGUCUUUGUCACCAAGCUACCGGAAAGCGGCCCUCUUUGAAGAUGGGCCGGCCACAGUGGGCCACUACACAGCCGUGCAGAACAGCAAGAACGCCAAAGAAAAAAACCUGAAGCGCCACUCGCUCAUCAACGUUCUGCCGUGGAAGCGGAUCGUAGCGGUGUCAGCCAAGAAGAAAGGGUCCAAAAAGGUGCAACCCAACGGCAAUUACCAGAACAAUGUCACCCACCUCAACAACGAGAACCUGAAGAAGUCACAGUCAUGUGCUAACCUAUCCACCUUCACCCAGGACCAGAGCACUCCAGCUCUCACCAAGAACUCCAACAACACAGCAUCAUCAUCAGUCAAGAAGGCCCCGCUGACCAACUCCAAUGUGGUCCCCGGGACCCCCAAGCGAGUGAUUGUCCAGGCGUCCACCAGCGAGCUGCUGCGGUGCCUCGGGGAGUUUCUGUGCCGGCGUAGCUACCGGCUGAAACACCUCUCGCCGACAGACCCGGUGCUGUGGCUGCGCAGUGUGGAUCGCUCCCUUCUGCUCCAAGGCUGGCAAGACCAGGGCUUCAUCACGCCAGCCAACGUGGUGUUUGUCUACAUGCUGUGCCGCGACGUGGUCUCCUCCGAGGUAGCCACAGAGCACGAGCUACAAGCCGUGCUGCUGACCUGCCUCUACCUGUCUUACUCCUACAUGGGUAACGAGAUCUCCUACCCACUCAAACCCUUCCUAGUGGAGAGCUCUAAGGAGACCUUCUGGGACCGCUGCCUGUCCAUCAUCAACCUGAUGAGCGCCAAGAUGCUCCAGAUCAACUCGGACCCGCACUAUUUCACUCAGGUGUUCGCCGACUUGAAGAAUGAGAGCCAGAAGGAGGAGGAGAGGAGCCGCCUGCUCAUCGGCCUAGACCGGUGAGGGGAUGCUCGAGGGGGCGGGGCAUGCUACAGUCUGGCAUUUUGACACCUUUCAAAGCCUGUGUUGCUAUUUAUUUAUUUAUCAUCCAAACUGUAGUGAGGCCGGACUAACUUGGACAAAUUUACAACAACUCAAUUUGAAGGACUUACAUUACAUUUAGACCCAAGAAUGACAGCUUUUUUUUUUAAUGCCAGACUUGGGUGCAUCUUAUGGUACAUAUAUCUAUAUGAAAUAUUGUAAAAUCUUAAAUGAUUCAGACAAAACAAAAAAGUUACAUUAGAAAAGGAAGCAUACAUGUACAGCGAUGAAUGUGGACAGGACUGAGGCUGCUGAAG
This is a messenger RNA of Thalassophryne amazonica, 1565 nucleotides long. It is a transcript of the gene cdk5r1b, whose product is annotated as cyclin-dependent kinase 5, regulatory subunit 1b (p35). Gene Ontology annotation, cellular component: protein kinase 5 complex; cytoplasm. Gene Ontology annotation, molecular function: cyclin-dependent protein serine/threonine kinase activator activity; protein kinase binding. The coding region runs from base 319 to 1230 and encodes 303 amino acids. Gene Ontology annotation, biological process: brain development; activation of protein kinase activity; positive regulation of cyclin-dependent protein serine/threonine kinase activity. The record is from RefSeq and is a predicted model, not a curated record. Lineage: Eukaryota; Metazoa; Chordata; Actinopteri; Batrachoidiformes; Batrachoididae. The transcript has 2 exons.